AUGUCUGCUAUCCGAUCUUCCUUCAUUCGAGCUGCCACCAAGGCUGGCCGCAGAGCCACCCCUUCUGUUAUCAGCAGACAAGCGCUCCGUGCUUUCACCACCACCCCUCAAGCCAACGAUUAUGAGGCUAUCCACGAGAAGGAAAUUCCUGCAACCAAGUUUCAACCUGGUUCUGGACCAGAAAGAGUAACAAUUCCAGUUGAAGAAGCUUCAGCAGCAGCAGCAGCAGCAAAGGAGGUCGUUGACGUUGUCACACCUCUCACACAAAGUGCAUACAAAGGAAUGACUCCAACUAUGCAAAAAAUGAGUCUGAUGGGCAAGGUCGUUGUUGUCACUGGUGGAGCCAGAGGUCUUGGAAACCACAUGGCCCGUGCCUGUGUUGAGGCUGGAGCCAAGGCUCUUGUUAUCUUUGAUGCAAACCAAGAAUUGGGAGAUGCAUCAGCUGCUGAGUUGUAUGAACUCACUGGAAACAAGAUUCCAAUCUCUUUCUUCAAGGUUGAUGUUCGUGAUGCCGAUGCUAUCGAGUCCGCUGUCAACAGUGUUGUUGCGGAGCAUGGUGCUCCCGACGUUCUCAUCAACUCCGCCGGUAUUGCCGACUCUAACAUCCCCGCCGAAACCUACGACCACAACAUGUUCCGCCGAUUGAUUGAUAUCAACCUUACUGGAUCUUUCCUCAUGUCCCAAGCCGUCGGAAAGGCCAUGAUGGCCGCUGGCAAGCCUGGUUCAAUCGUUCUCGUUGCCUCGAUGUCUGGCUCCAUUGUCAACUACCCACAAGAGCAAUCAUGUUACAAUGCCUCCAAGGCUGGUGUCGUUCAACUCGGAAAGUCCCUCGGUGCCGAGUGGGCUAAAUACAACGUUCGUGUUAACAUGAUCUCUCCUGGAUACAUGGACACUGCUCUUAACAACGUCCCUGCCCUUGAUGCUCAAAAGGUCAUCUGGAAAUCUCUCACCCCACAGAACCGCCUUGGUGCUGUUGAUGACCUCAAUGGUCUCGCUGUAUUCCUUGCUUCCGAUGCAUCCGCCUUUAUGACCGGAUCCAACGUCAUCAUCGAUGGUGGCUACACUUUGUAUUAA
Molecule: messenger RNA, 1074 nt
Organism: Sclerotinia sclerotiorum 1980 UF-70
Lineage: Eukaryota; Fungi; Ascomycota; Leotiomycetes; Helotiales; Sclerotiniaceae
Exons: 4
Coding region: 1-1074 (357 amino acids)
Molecular function (GO): oxidoreductase activity, acting on the CH-OH group of donors, NAD or NADP as acceptor
Source: RefSeq, a predicted model, not a curated record